GGGGAGGUGAUGAACCUGUUGAUGUUCCUCUCGACGUGGGACGGGAAAGUGCCUCAACCCGCCAUCCUGAAGCCGCGACCCCUCUGGACGGGCAAACAGAUCUUCUCCCUCAUCAUCCCCGGUCACAUCAACUGCAUCCGCACCCACAGCACCCACCCCGAUGACGAGGACAGCGGACCCUACAAGCACAUCUCCCCCGGGGACACCAAGGUAUGGGGUCACACCAUCGGCAUCGGGGACUCCAUCGCUGACGCGAAGACCUACCAGGACAUCCAGAACACCAUCAAGAAGGCCAAACAGGACGUCAUUGAGGUCAUCGAGAAGGCCCACAACAACGAGCUGGAGCCCACCCCGGGGAACACCCUACGCCAGACCUUCGAGAACCAGGUCAACCGGAUCCUCAACGACGCCCGAGACAAGACGGGUUCCUCCGCCCAGAAGUCCCUCUCCGAAUACAACAACUUCAAGUCCAUGGUGGUGUCGGGGGCCAAAGGCUCCAAAAUCAACAUCUCCCAGGUCAUCGCGGUUGUGGGGCAGCAGAACGUGGAAGGGAAGCGGAUCCCCUUUGGUUUCAAGCACCGUACGUUGCCCCACUUCAUCAAAGACGAUUACGGCCCCGAAAGUCGGGGGUUCGUGGAGAACUCCUACUUGGCCGGUCUCACCCCCACCGAGUUCUUCUUCCACGCCAUGGGUGGGCGAGAAGGUCUCAUCGACACCGCCGUCAAGACGGCAGAAACGGGAUACAUCCAACGCCGUCUGAUCAAAUCGAUGGAAUCGGUGAUGGUGAAGUACGACGCCACCGUCCGGAACUCCAUCAACCAGGUGGUUCAACUGCGCUACGGAGAGGACGGGCUGGCAGGAGAGAGCGUCGAGUUCCAGAACUUGGCCACCCUCAAACCCUCCAACAAGGCUUUCGAGAAGAAGUUCAAGUUCGACUACACCAACGAGCGGGCGCUGCGGCGGACGCUGCAGGAGGAGCUGGUGAAGGACAUCCUCUCCAACGCCCACAUCCAGAACGAGCUGGAGCGCGAGUUCGAGAAGAUGCGGGAGGACCGCGAGGUCCUACGGGUCAUCUUCCCCACCGGGGACAGCAAGGUGGUGCUCCCCUGUAACCUCCUGCGCAUGAUCUGGAACGCUCAGAAGAUAUUCCACAUCAACUCCCGCCUCCCCUCCGACCUGCACCCCGUCAAGGUGGUGGAGGGGGUGAAGGAGCUGAGCCGCAAACUGGUGAUCGUCAACGGGGACGACCCGCUGAGCCGUCAGGCGCAGGAGAACGCCACUCUCCUCUUCAACAUCCACCUCCGCUCCACCCUCUGCAGCCGCCGCAUGGUGGAGGAGUUCCGCCUCAGCGGGGAGGCCUUCGACUGGUUGCUGGGGGAGAUCGAGUCCAAGUUCAACCAGAGCAUCGCCCACCCUGGGGAGAUGGUGGGGGCGCUGGCUGCCCAGUCGCUGGGUGAACCCGCCACCCAGAUGACCCUCAACACCUUCCACUACGCUGGAGUCUCGGCCAAGAACGUCACUUUGGGUGUUCCCCGGCUCAAGGAACUCAUCAACAUCUCCAAGAAGCCCAAAACGCCGUCGCUCACCGUCUUCCUGCUGGGUCAGAGCGCCCGCGAUGCCGAACGGGCCAAGGACAUCUUGUGCCGCCUGGAGCACACCACUCUGCGCAAGGUGACGGCCAACACCGCCAUCUACUACGACCCCAACCCUCAGAGCACGGUGGUGGCUGAGGACCAGGAAUGGGUCAACGUCUACUACGAGAUGCCCGACUUUGAUGUCAGCCGCAUCUCGCCCUGGCUGCUCCGCGUUGAACUUGACCGCAAGCACAUGACCGACCGCAAGCUCACCAUGGAGCAGAUCGCCGAGAAGAUCAAUGCUGGUUUUGGGGAUGACCUCAACUGCAUCUUCAACGAUGACAACGCGGAGAAGUUGGUGCUGCGCAUCCGCAUCAUGAACAGCGACGAGAACAAGAUGCAGGAGGAGGAGGAGGUGGUGGACAAGAUGGAUGAUGACGUCUUCUUGCGCUGCAUCGAGUCCAACAUGUUGACGGACAUGACGCUGCAGGGCAUCGAGCAGAUCAGCAAGGUGUACAUGCACCUACCGCAGACGGACAACAAGAAGAAGAUCAUCAUCACUGAGGACGGGGAGUUUAAGGCCCUCCAGGAGUGGAUCCUGGAGACCGACGGCGUCAGUCUCAUGCGGGUGUUGAGCGAGAAGGACGUGGACCCCGUCCGCACCACCUCCAACGACAUCGUGGAGAUCUUCACCAUGUUGGGGUCCCCCAAGGACGGGGAGGGAGGGGGACACCGUGAGAGUGGUGGCGUGGAGAUCCUCAACGUCAACAUGGGCACCACCAGCCCCGGAU
Charadrius vociferus (killdeer) is the source of this 2365-nucleotide messenger RNA. It is a transcript of the gene POLR2A, whose product is annotated as polymerase (RNA) II (DNA directed) polypeptide A, 220kDa. NCBI's taxonomy places the organism in Eukaryota, Metazoa, Chordata, Aves, Charadriiformes, Charadriidae. The transcript is spliced from 14 exons. Gene Ontology annotation, molecular function: DNA binding. Gene Ontology annotation, biological process: DNA-templated transcription. The record is from RefSeq and is a predicted model, not a curated record. Gene Ontology annotation, cellular component: RNA polymerase II, core complex. The annotation marks the transcript as partial.